Messenger RNA from Aspergillus affinis, 1419 nucleotides. RefSeq names its product FAD-linked oxidoreductase hasG (gene hasG). NCBI's taxonomy places the organism in Eukaryota, Fungi, Ascomycota, Eurotiomycetes, Eurotiales, Aspergillaceae. Gene Ontology annotation, molecular function: FAD binding. The record is from RefSeq and is a predicted model, not a curated record. The transcript is spliced from 4 exons. Bases 1 to 1419 code for a protein of 472 amino acids.
AUGGCCGGAAAUAUCAAAACAGAGCUAAACACCCGCCUGUCGACCUCCAAUGUGAUUGUGGAGGGCGAUGAGGAGUGGGAAGAUGCGCUCGAGCGGUGGACGAAGUAUCGAUCAAAAGUCCCUGCUGCAGUGAUCCAACCAGCUAGCGAGAAGGAUGUGAUGGCAACAGUUUCUUAUGCCGUGCACAACAAUAGACCGUUUGUGAUUAAAGGUGGAGGCCACAGCAAUGGAUUCUCGACCAUCAACAGUCCUGGGAUUGUAAUCGACCUUUCCAAAAUGAAAGAUGUCAACGUUGACGUUGAGAACCUGUUGGUGACUGCGCAAGGUGGAGCAACUAUGGGCGAUGGAAUCAAGGCCGCCGGGGCAGCUGGGUUAGCUAUUGCCACUGGGACGUGCAACGAGGUGGGACUGAUUGGCGCCAUGCUCGGGGGAGGCAUCGGUCGGUUCCUAGGGCUCUGGGGAUACGCGAUAGACACUGUCGUCUCCAUGCGGGUCAUCGUGGUGGAUCAAAGCGGCACGGCCCGCGCAGUUGAAGCAUCACGCGAAGUCAACCAGGAUCUUUUCUGGGGACUACGCGGAUGUGGCCAUCUGUUCGGAGUGGUGGUCCAGGCCACCUUUCGAGCACACCCGUGGCACCAUGAAACCUGGAACAGCUGUCUGGUCUUCAGUCCCGCAGAUGCAGGAAUUGUCGCAGAAGCAGUAGACUGUAUCCACUACGAGGGCGGAAUGCAAGGCCGAAUGGUGUUUUGCGCACCAAAUAAGCAGCCGGUCGUGCUUCUCCAGCUAUGGUACGUUGGACCACCCGAGGAGGCGGCCAACAAAUUCGAGACCCUCUUGUCGCUCCCUAGCAUGAAAGAACACCAGUUGAAUUAUGUUGGCCGUCUGAUCCCGUACCUGAACCUCAACGAUUCCAGUGACCGCAUUUGCGGCUACGCUGGGCGAAAGAAUCUGGCGGCAUUCGGGAUGAAGUCUAUGUCUGCUGACUCGUGCAGUACUGCGCUGAGAGUGUACAUGGACUUCAUCAACAGAUAUCCUGAUGCAGCAUCGACACAUAUCUUGAAUGAGUUCUAUAGUAUGGACGUGGCGAAGGAGCUCGACCCCGACGGUCAGCAGACCUCCAUGGCCAGAGAGGCUCGGCAAGAGGUCAAAUACUGGGUCAUGCCAUUGGCUUGGUACGAGGACCCCGAUCUGGAUGAACACUGUGCACGUCUGAAUCUGGAUAUUCGCGAGGCAUUUUUGACCCAGUCAGGAGGUGAACGUGCCAAUAGUGUAGACUGCGUAGGGUACGUUAAUAUGCCGUUUGAGGAUGAUACUGCGCAUAGCGUUUUCGGCGAGGGAGAACGACUGGACAAACUUCGAAAGAUGAAGGCAAAAUGGGAUCCUCUGGGAGUAUUUCAAGGCUUGAUAAAGUUCUGGUGA